ACAAAAUAAAAGAAGAAAAUAGAAAACGGUAGAAGAAAGGAAAGAAAGGCAGUUGGAGCACCCCCUCCUCUGAUUCAACCGACCUCCGACUUCUUUCCGCACGCCGCCGGAAAAUCAGUCAAACUGAGACUUAUGCAAGAGUGUGAUCAAGUCUUUAGCGUUGCUCUCGAGAAUUCAAAGGUGAGAUACUCUACCUUAGUUAUACUGCUUUUUCGAGCAAAUUAUGUUAUGUGUUUCAUAUGCCCAAAGUUAUGAUAUGUAUACAAGUUAUCAAGAAAGCAUGAUUUGAUGAAAUGAUUUAUGCCAUGGAAAUAUGCUAUGAACUCUUUAUUCAAGACGACGAUUUGAUGAGAAUGAUUAUGAUUAAGAAUGAAUGAUUCUAUGAACACCUUGUCAUCUAAAGGUGAAGUAGAUGCAUCUAGACAGCGGUGUCUCGGGUCUGGGGGACAGAUUUUAAAGAUACCAUGACCAAUGAAGGGAUUAUAAGGGAGGCAUGUUAUUGUGGCACUAGCUGCCAGUGACUUGAUCAUUUCACAUCACGUGGGGUCGCUCCCCUAUUCAUGUUUAGCUAUUGGAUGUGCAUCGUAAGAUUAUGUGAUGAUGAUGAUGUGAUGAUGAUGUUAUUGUGGCACUAGCUGCCAGUAAAAUAUGAAUUUGCCCCUGAAACUCGGACAAAUAAUCGUUGUCGAACGCUACAGCAGCAGUCAUCUGGACCACUUUCCAACGCCGGCGACUUCUUCCGACUUCGUUUGUUACCAUCCGUUCAAAGACUAAUAGCCCAAGAAUGAGCAAGAGACCACCACCGGAUCCCAUUGCUGUGCUAAGAGGCCACCGUGCUUCGGUCACCGAUUCUUGUUUUCAUCCAUAUGAGAACUUAUUAUUCACAGGUGCUGCAGAUGGUGAGCUGCGCAUUUGGAAUACUCUCCAGCAUCGAACUCUAUCAUCGUCAUGGGUGCAUAGUGCGGCACAUGGGAUUAUUUGUGUUGCAACUAGUCCUUCGAUUGGAAGCAACAAAGUUAUCAGCCAGGGUAGGGAUGGUACUGUGAAAUAUUGGGAUAUUGUGGAAGGAAGUUUGUCCAGGACACCCUCACUUACACUCCAUACAAAUUCUUACCACUUUUGCAAGCUUUCUUUAGUGAAGAAGCCUUCUUCUUGUCUGAGGCAAGGUGAAGGGAUUAAACAAGGCUAUGAUUCGAAGAUUAGGGAAAUUGCUAAGGCAGAGGCUUUGGAUGACAGCUCAAGAAUGUCUCAAGGAAGUUCAGUGGAAAGCUCGAGUACACUAGAAGAUGUUCAUGUCGAAGGACCAAAAUAUGUUGCAAUGGCAGGGGAGCAGCCUUCCGAGGUUGAGAUAUGGGAUCUCAAUACUGCAGAAAAAGUUGUACGAUUACCACAAAAUGGCUCUGGUGGCUCCCUAAAUCAGUCAACAAAGGCAAGAGGAAUGUGCAUGGCUGUCCAAGCUUUUUUACCAUCCGAAUCACAGGGGUUCCUGAGUGUCUUAACAGGUUUCGAGGAUGGAAGCAUGGUUUGGUGGGAUUUGAGGAAUCCUGCAGUUCCAGUUACUUCUGUUAAGUUUCAUUCAGAUCCAGUUCUAAGUCUAUGUGUUGAUGAGCCGUGCAGUGGAGGUAUCUCUGGAGCUGCAGAUGACAAAGUUGUGCUAUUCAGUUUGGUUCAAUCGACAGGUUCUUUUGUGGUGAAGAAAGAAAUUAGUUUGGAGAGACCAGGCAUAUCGGCGGCCUCAAUUCGACCGGAUUGCAAGAUUGCUGCAACUGCUGGCUGGGAUCAUCGAGUAAGGGUGUAUAAUUAUCGCAAAGGAAAUGCCUUGGCUGUACUGAAGUAUCACCAUGCCACAUGCAACGCCGUUUCAUUCUCACCUGAUUGUAAACUAAUGGCCUCUUCAUCGGAAGACACUACUGUGGCGCUGUGGGAACUUUACCCUCCUUCAACGUCAACUUGAGCCGGUAAAGUAUUCCCCUAAUAUAGUAUGUGCAGUUUCAGGUAGUUCUGUAUCUUCUGUCACACUGCACAACAUAUAGCCUCCACUUGUUUUAGUAUUCUGGGUACUAGAAAGUAUCUUUCAUUUCCCAUUUAAGUUGCUGUAAGUGUUAAGAGGACGACUGCAUGCAGAUUGCUACUAUCAUUUUAGGCCAAGGUUGUAGUUCCUAUCAUAUGCAUAUGUAAAACAGAUUUCAUUGUGCUUUAUGAGAAUUUUUUAAGCA
Rhododendron vialii is the source of this 2216-nucleotide messenger RNA. RefSeq names its product protein DECREASED SIZE EXCLUSION LIMIT 1. Lineage: Eukaryota; Viridiplantae; Streptophyta; Magnoliopsida; Ericales; Ericaceae. The record is from RefSeq and is a predicted model, not a curated record. The transcript is spliced from 15 exons. Gene Ontology annotation, molecular function: protein binding. Bases 785 to 1954 code for a protein of 389 amino acids.